This is a messenger RNA of Bradysia coprophila, 3653 nucleotides long. Its product is annotated as terminal nucleotidyltransferase 4B-like. NCBI's taxonomy places the organism in Eukaryota, Metazoa, Arthropoda, Insecta, Diptera, Sciaridae. Gene Ontology annotation, biological process: polyadenylation-dependent ncRNA catabolic process; RNA 3'-end processing. Gene Ontology annotation, molecular function: poly(A) RNA polymerase activity; mRNA binding. Gene Ontology annotation, cellular component: TRAMP complex; nucleolus. The record is from RefSeq and is a predicted model, not a curated record.
GAUUUUAAAGUAAAAUUUAAACAUAAGACAAAAGGUACAACAGCAAAAUAAUAAAAUUAUUGUUGAACAUCGAGACUCUCACAAAUCAUUCGGAGUUUGUGGAAUACUUUGUAGAAAGGAUGGAAUUUUCCGCCCCUCUAUCGCGAAUAUAAAGUUGCAUGUAAAAAUAUAUCAAAACAAAGGGUUCCUCCAUACUACGAUAAUAUAACGUCAAUUCGAUUAUGGUACAAUUACUAUACUAACACAACCAUAAAACGGCGAGCCGAUAAACCCACACAACCGCAACUCACCGUACAGAGUUUACACAAAGAUAAGUGAUAUCAUUCGGUUUACAACAAUACGAAAAAAACAAGUGUUGUGAGUUUAAGUAAUUAAGUAAAAAAACAGUUUGAAUUUCAACUCGCUUUCGAUUAACCGAUUAACGCCAUCGAAUCUUGUUUGCGGGAGUGUUUAAAAUUAAAAAAAAAAAAAUUGAAAGAACAGCGAAACAGUGGAGUGAAUUUUAUUUCCGAAUUGAAAGCGAAUCGCGAGUGUUGGAAUAAACAUUUUUCCGCAACCGAAAAAUAUAUUCUCGUUGCGUGAGCCUCGCUGGAUGAAUUGAAUGGACCCAGCAAUUGCGUGGUUUCAAGAAGAACAACGAGGUCCCGCAAAAAAAGCGUGGCUUGCCAUCUGGGAGACAAUACAAGAAAUGGAUCAAACACAGGCUGUGACCGGUAUAGAUAAUAAUAAUGCGAAACCAUCAAAGGAAAUGAACAUUAUGAUGGAUAACAGUAAUAGUAACAGUAACAAUGGACAAACGGAGCGCGUUUACUACAAUCCGUCGAGAAGGAAAGCAGGCAGUACGUUGGAUUCAAAUCGGGCUAGUACGUACAAUAUGAAUCGCAAUGAAUAUAAAUUAACGGGAAUACAUGGGGGAUGUCCUUGGCGGCCACACAAUCAUGUUUACGGACGCGGUGUUCUGGGGCUACAUACAGAAAUCGAACAAUUCUAUGCACACAUGGUACCAACACCAACCGAACAUGGUCUACGCGUUCAAGUGGUAUCUCGCAUCGAAUCUGUCGUUCUAUCCCUGUGGCCCAGCGCUCGCGUUGAGGUGUUUGGUAGUUUUCGCACCGGAUUGUAUCUACCUACCAGUGACAUCGACUUAGUAGUAUUAGGGAAUUGGGAAAAGUUGCCAUUGCGAACAUUGGAAAAUGAAUUGGUUGCCCAUGGCAUAGCUGAACCGUUGUCCGUUCGAGUUUUGGACAAGGCUUCGGUGCCCAUUAUUAAAUUGACUGACCGGGAGAGUCAAGUUAAAGUUGAUAUUUCGUUUAAUAUGCAGUCGGGUGUACAAUCGGCUGAACUUAUCAAAGAUUAUAAACGGAAGUAUCCAGUUCUGUCGAAGCUGGUGUUAGUAUUGAAACAGUUUCUACUACAGCGGGACCUUAAUGAAGUGUUCACUGGCGGUAUAUCGUCAUAUUCAUUGAUCUUGAUGUGCAUCAGCUUUUUGCAACUUCAUCAAAGGCAAAACUUUGACAAUGCCAAUUUAGGUGUUCUCCUAUUGGAAUUUGUUGAGUUAUAUGGCAAAAAGUUCAACUAUAUGAAGACUGGCAUCAGCAUUAAGAUGGGUGGACGCUACAUACCCAAAGAAGAACUGCAACGCGACAUGGUGGAUGGCCAUCGACCAAGUCUACUUUGCAUAGAAGAUCCACUAACCCCUGGCAAUGACAUUGGCCGUUCAUCGUACGGUGCACUGCAAGUGAAACAAGCUUUUGAAUACGCAUUUAUUGUGUUAAUAAAAGCCGUAUCGCCAUUGCAUAACGAUCGAAUGAGUGACUGUACUCGUCAGUCGAUAUUAGGUCGAAUUAUACGAGUCACCGACGAAGUGAUCGAAUACCGGAAAUGGGUGAAAAAGGAAUUUGAAUCAAGACUGACAGAAAAUAUUAGUCCUAGCCUGAGCGCUCAGAUCCAGCCGGGAUUCCGUCGCAAGGGUAGUAUGUCCAGCUUGGACUCAGCAGAAGACAGUAUGGACAGUGAUGGCUGUGAUGAAUCGAGAGAUGUAUCACCUAGCAUAGAUGUACGGCAAUCUGAAAAUCGAAUACCAAAUCGUAUGGACCGUGUCACCAUGACCCCAGAAGUGGUAGUGGUUGACGACGAUGAUGACGAUGUUGAAGUUGUCCCAUACCAGCAAAUUCGAAAAAUCCCCGAACCACGUCCAACAAAUCCACCCGUUCCCCAUGUCAAACAUCAAACCCAGCCAAUAUACACAGCACCACGAAUGGGUGACCGAUCAUCGCCGUUGACGAAUCGUAACUUCAACAAUGAUGUGUCGUCUCAAUAUUCUCGUCAAAAUAACAACAAAAACCGCCGAAACAGUGGCCUAGUCGGCUAUGCAAAUUUCACCGGCAAAGAUGAUUCGUCAUCGAGCGGUUACUACGAAAAGGGCAAAGAUGCCACCAACAAAAAGAAGUCAAUAAAGCGUAAGAAAACGUCACAGUCUGAUCGGAAGUCGAAUGUAAGUGCAAACGGUAGCAGCAGUGGAUCGAGUAGUAGCAUGGGGCAGAAAGAGGGAAUCAGUCGAUGAUGGUAAAUUUAAUGUUUCUUUUUCUUCUUUUAGUACUUGAACGACGGUCCCACAAAUUCGGCUUGUUAUGUGUGAAAAAUGCGAUAGAUAGUGAGUGUGUCUGGCAAUUUAGUAAAAGUAGAUCAAAAUUGAGGGGAAGAGAGAGAGAAAGAGAGUGAGAGAGUAUUGUGCGUCAAUCUUCUUUUAAUCAGUCAAUCGUAGGUUCAGAUGAUUUCAAAUAAUUUCUUCAGAUGUUUUCCAAUAAUUUACUUCCGUUCGAUCAUCUGAUAAUUUAGUUUUUAUGACUUCACUACAAGUCAAUGGAGAAGAUUUAAAAAAUAAUUAAAAAAAACCACAAAAAAAACAGUUCGUAGAGUUAGUCAACAUAAUGUACUCUCUAAUGCAAGAAAUCAAUUAUGUGAAUCAAAUGCAGCAUUCUAUGCGCGAAAAAUCGUAAAUUCUUUAUUUAGAAAACCAAAAAAAUAAAAAUAAUUUUCUGACCAAAGUUACAUAAAACAUGAACUUUCAAACAUUGUAAUAAACUGAAAUAAUGAAUUUCGUCCACGAAGCGUUUUAAAUUGACUCCGCCGUUUGAUCGUUGUCUGUCUUAGAUUGGCUUUUGACUCAAUGAAACAAAAUGAAAAUAUUUUGACCACACAGGCCGAACACACACACACGAUCUGACCUACACUACAAAUCGGAUUGCAAUGGAAAACGCAGCACGUUGAUAUCAGUAACGCGAAAUCGUUCGUACGUUUCGGCCUUUAUUGAAUCUGAAGCUGGAAAGUGAAUUGUGUUUGAAUGUAACUGCCUAGUGAUUGGAAUUUUGUAGUAACUAGCCACGAAAGGACUCCACUAGUACACACAAUGCUAAUGAGAGAAAAUAUUUUGUGGGUCGUUCAGUGCUGAAAGAGAAGGGAAAUGGAGAGAAAUGGAAAGAGAUUUAAAAUUAACAGAGAAUGGAAGAAGAAAAAAACUUAUUUUUAAAGCCACACACACACACAUCUCUCAUCAUUUUAGUCAUUUGUUAUUAAUAUUUUACAGUACCGCAUAACGUAAAUUAGUUGAUAAAUGUUUCUAAUAAGAUUUCGAUAUUCAAAGUUCGGUAAAA